CACAGCUGCCAUCGCUAUGUCCCUGCAACAAGCCCCUCCGUCGCGAGUGUUCGUGGAACUGGUUCCCUGGGCUGACCGGGGCCGAGAGAACUGCCUGAUCUCGGGCGGAGAGACGCUGCCUGGCCCCCGCCGUCCCCUACCCUCAGCCCAGUCCCAAAGUACGGUCCGCGAAGUACAUGUAAGUGGCACCGCGGAGGUAUCUGCUGUUCCUGACCGGGCCCAGAUAGCUAUACGAGUGAGCAGCACCAAGGAGGCAGCGGCCGAGGCCAAGAAGAGUGUUUGUCGCCGCCUGGACUACAUCUCGCAGAGCCUCCAGCAACAGGGCCUGCAGGAAGAAAAUGUAACAGUAACAAAGGAUUUUAGAAGAGUGGAAAAUGCUUAUCAUAUGGAAGCCGAGGUCUGCAUUACAUUUACUGAAUUUGGAAAAAUGCAAAAUAUUUGUAACUUUCUUGUUGAAAAACUAGAUAGUUCUGUUGUCAUCAGUCCACCCCAGUUCUAUCAUACACCAGGUUCUGUUGAGAAUCUUCGACGGAAAGCCUGUCUUGUUGCUGUUGAGAAUGCAUGGCGUAAAGCUCAAGAAGUCUGUAACCUUGUUGGCCAAACCAUAGGAAAACCUUUAUUAAUUAAAGAAGAAGCAGCAAAAGAAUGGGAAGGCCAAACAGAUGAUCACCAGUCGUCAAGACUCUCAAGCUCAUUAACUGUACAACAGAAAAUCAAAAGUGCAACACUACAUGCUGCUUCUAAAGUAUUUGUAACUUUUGAGGUAAAGGGGAAAGAGAAGAAAAAAAAGAAUCUCUGAAAUUCCAACCAAAAUAUAUUUUUGUUGUUUUUUUCUUAUCUAUUUUAUAUAUUUUAUAAUGUUCACUUUUAUC
Chrysochloris asiatica (Cape golden mole) is the source of this 872-nucleotide messenger RNA. It is a transcript of the gene IRAK1BP1, whose product is annotated as interleukin-1 receptor-associated kinase 1 binding protein 1. The record is from RefSeq and is a predicted model, not a curated record. NCBI's taxonomy places the organism in Eukaryota, Metazoa, Chordata, Mammalia, Afrosoricida, Chrysochloridae. Gene Ontology annotation, biological process: canonical NF-kappaB signal transduction; immune response. The transcript has 4 exons. Bases 17 to 799 code for a protein of 260 amino acids.